UACUUACGUUCAAGAAGCUUCAACGUGAAGUGAAGAUGAAGCGCGAGUUUAACGAUCGAUCCGCGUGUGGGUAACUUCGGAAGUCACAACUUCUAGUUCUGCUUGGUGUGUCAACUUGGAGAAGUACAUUUUGAUGAGCUAACAUUUGGUGAAGGAUUCUCGUUCGGAUCAUGGCAGCGCCGGCGCCUACUUCAGCCGACGCGUGCAUGAGCAUAGUGCACAGUCUGAUGUGUCAUCGUCAGGGUGGAGAAUCCGAAGGCUUUUCCAAGCGGGCCAUAGAAAGCUUGGUCAAAAAACUGAAGUUGAAACGUGCCAUUUCUCUUAAGGAAAAACGCGAAGAGCUUGAUAGUCUGAUAACAGCUAUAACGACUAAUGGAGCUCAUCCGAGCAAAUGCGUCACGAUUCAGCGCACUUUGGAUGGCAGACUUCAGAGCAAACAGCUCCCGUCGCCAGUCAUGUUUGCCCAGUGUCAAUCGUCGCCGGAAGAAAAGGCUUCCCUCACGUCAUCUACGCCCGUAUUUGGAGGUGGCCAGACUUACACAAAAAUGAACUGA
Molecule: messenger RNA, 554 nt
Organism: Notodromas monacha
Lineage: Eukaryota; Metazoa; Arthropoda; Ostracoda; Podocopida; Cyprididae
Source: the annotation of a GenBank genome assembly